UUAUAAUGCUGUUAUCAUGAAUUUGAAUUUAUAUAUCAAAAUACUUGAACAAUAUUCUGUGCUAUUAUUCAAUUGAAUUUUCAACAUUAUCAUCGAAUCAUAACACACUAAUACACAACAACUGUUCAAUACAUUGAAGAUUGGCGGUAAUUUAAAAUAGUACAAAUCAAUAAUUCAAAUUAUUAUCUUCAAUAUUAACAACAACAAAAAAUAAAUAUUUAUUCACUUGUACUAGUAUCAUUCAUUACAUCACCGUGUUAUUCAUUGAAUUUCAUUGAAUCAGUAACAAUUAAUUAUUAUACUAUUUAGUUAUAUUUUGAACUAUUGAAACAAUUAACGCGGGAUAAUUAAAAAAUAAAUUAUUAUUAAAAUUGAAACAAUCAUUUGUGAUUUCUGGUGAUUGUAUUUUACUAAAAAUAUAUAACAUAAAAUAAAUAAAUAAAUAUUCAAUUCCUUGUUUACCGGAAAAAUCUACACAUUUAUUCUUAUCAUUUACAAGUACAAAAGUAAUAAUCACACAUAAAUACAGGUGGUGUACUACUACUACUACUACUACCACUGAUCAAUAAAAUAUAAUUUGGAAAAAUACCGGAUAACCAGAAUAAAGCUUUCGCAAAUCCUGCUUUUGAUUAGAUGCCAUUGAUAAAAUAACCAAUUAAUCACUCAAUCAAUCAAUCAGUUAAUUAAUUAAUUUUAAAAAAUGGGUAACAUAUUGGGGUCUAGAAAAAAAUUACCAAAAGAAGAUUUGGAAUUUUUACGAACUAAUACAAAUUUUACUAAAAAACAAAUCAAACAAUGGUAUCGUGGAUUUAUAAGAGAUUGUCCUUCUGGUCAAUUAAGUAAAAAGAAAUUUAUUGAAGUUUAUUCUGGAUUCUUUCCUGAUGGUGAUGCGGAGGAAUUUUGUACACAUGUAUUUCGAACAUUCGACAAAGAUAAUUCUGGAAAAAUUGAUUUUAAAGAAUUUCUUCUAGCAAUUAAUAUUACAUCAGGUGGUAAACCAGAAGAGAAAUUGGAAUGGGCAUUUCAAAUGUAUGAUAUUAAUGGGAAUGGUACUAUUGAAAAGCAUGAAAUGGUUGAAAUUAUUAAAGCAAUUUACAGUAUGCUCGGUGCUGAUGAAUCCACCGUGGAUUUAAGUCCUGAAGCGCGUACCGAUGAAAUAUUUGAAAAGAUGGAUAGUAAUGCAGAUGGAGUUUUAACAAGAGAAGAAUUUAUGGAUGGUUGUAUGGCGGAUAAACAACUUUAUUCCAUGUUGCUUGCUGAUGAACCAGCUGAAUAAUAAUAAUAAUAAUAAUAA
Messenger RNA from Schistosoma turkestanicum, 1294 nucleotides. The record is from the annotation of a GenBank genome assembly. Lineage: Eukaryota; Metazoa; Platyhelminthes; Trematoda; Strigeidida; Schistosomatidae.